CUCACAGAGAGUCUCGCAGAACUGUCACACCCGCGCACCGCCGCAUCAGCUGGGAAACCAAGCUCUGCCUGCAGAUAGCGCAGAUGGCGGGGAGCAGCUUCUUCCAGGAAGCGCGCCUCCCGGAGCAGCGGGCCGUCGAGGGCGUCGCCUUCCCUGCGGUGCUCGUCCCGAGCGGCGGACCACCGGCACAAGGAAGCCUCGACGAGUUCCUGGCGGCGGUGCGGUCGGAGCGGGCGUCCCGGGUGGAGCCGCUGCUGCUGGAGGCCGGGGCGGUGCUGCUGCGUGGGUUUCCCGCGCUGACGGCGGCGGACUUCGACCGCGCCGUGGACGCGUUCGGGUACGAGGAGCUGCCGUACGUCGGCGGCGCGGCGCCCCGCAGCAACGUUGUGGGGCGGGUGUUCACCGCCAACGAGUCGCCGCCCGACCAGAAGAUCCCCUUCCACCACGAGAUGGCGCAGGUUCCAACAUUCCCAGCGAAAUUGUUCUUCUUCUGUGAAGUGGAACCCAAGAGUGGUGGAGAGACACCGAUAGUGCUGAGCCAUUAUGUUUAUAAGAGGAUGAAUGAAAAAUUUCCGGAAUUUGUGGAGAAAUUGGAAAAGCAUGGCCUUAUAUACACACGGGUCUUAGGAGAGGGUGACGACCCAUCUUCUCCAAUCGGCCGUGGAUGGCACUCUACAUUUCUCACUAAAGAUAAAGCCGUUGCUGAGGAAAGGGCUGCAAAGCUUGGAAUGACGCUGGAAUGGACCGAGGACGGAGUUAAAACAGUAAUGGGUCCGAUACCCGCAGUCAAGUGGGACGAGGUCCGAAUGAGGAAAAUAUGGUUCAACAGCAUGGUUGCUGCCUACACUGGGUGGAAGGAUGCUCGGAACGAUCCUGUUAAGGCCGUCACGUUUGGUGAUGGCUCACCCUUGCCUGCUGAUGUCAUAGAAGAAUGUGGGAAGAUCUUAGAGGAGGAAUGUGUCGCUGUUCCGUGGCAGCAAGGUGACAUUCUUCUCAUUGACAACUGGGCGGUCCUGCACUCUCGGAGGUCUUUCGAGCCUCCACGGCGCGUACUUGCUUCUCUUUGUAAAUAGCAUGUAAAUGCAUUAUGAGGCGUGAGGCUUUGCUGAAGAAUUUCUGAUCUGGAGUAUGUAUGUAUGACGUCUGUUUUGCAGUCACGAACCGGAUGAGCCCUAGAAAUGCCAAAAAGCAGAACUUCGGUAGCAAGUACACAAAUGUUCUGGCUGUAGUUUUCGUCUUCGCUUGUCAAUUUCUAUGCCAGUGUAGAUUUGAUAACUGCUAUGUUUCCAUGGCGAUCUAGAUGGAAUUAUUUCCUUCUACAGAUUUUGUUCACCAAUCACCACUAUGAACUGUUGUAUAUUCCUCUUUAAGGGAAUGGAUUGUUUUAUAUUUUUCAGGGGAACA
This is a messenger RNA of Lolium rigidum, 1404 nucleotides long. Its product is annotated as clavaminate synthase-like protein At3g21360. The coding region runs from base 84 to 1073 and encodes 329 amino acids. Gene Ontology annotation, molecular function: oxidoreductase activity. The transcript is spliced from 3 exons. The record is from RefSeq and is a predicted model, not a curated record. NCBI's taxonomy places the organism in Eukaryota, Viridiplantae, Streptophyta, Magnoliopsida, Poales, Poaceae.